Molecule: messenger RNA, 3040 nt
Organism: Leptomonas pyrrhocoris
Lineage: Eukaryota; Euglenozoa; Kinetoplastea; Trypanosomatida; Trypanosomatidae
Product: putative ATP-dependent RNA helicase
Exons: 1
Coding region: 71-3040 (989 amino acids)
Molecular function (GO): nucleic acid binding; ATP binding
Source: RefSeq, a predicted model, not a curated record
AGUCAACGAGCGGUAACAUCUGCCAAAGUAUUCCAGAAGGACUCCAUCAAGGCGAUCUUUGACCCCCACGAUGCACCGUAGCUGGAAGAUUUACGUCGGCGCCGAGGUGCCGGCAACUGCCGCGUCAACCACUGCAGACAGCGCCUCCACACAGGCGCUGCUCGACACCGCCUUUGCACGUCGGGCGCGGUGGACGCUGCAGACGGCCUCACCGGCACUCCGUCAGCGACCCUCUGCAGCGCCUUCUCCUGUCUUACGUUGGCUGCUGCAGAUGGCGAACACGCAGACGGCGACAACGGUGGAGGUCGCAUCAACCCGUCGAGGUGGACUCCCAAAAGGAAACGGUGGCCCGCCUUCCAGCACGGAGACGCACACAUCGAGCACGCCGUCUGAGAUGGAGGUUGCCGCCGCCGCAACCGCGGCGCGUCCGCCUGCCUCGACGCUCGCGACGACCGCCCUGGUACGGCGGGGGGUGGGGCCGAAGGAUCCGCUGCUCCAACGACUCCUCAAGAAGCGUCAAGAGGCAGAAUCGGCUACCACCACACCUGCUCCCACUGCAACGCCGGCAUCAUCAUCAACAGCAGCAGCAGCGACCGCCACGACGGGCAGCAGCGGCGUCACGCCUUCUCACUGGACGCAGCACUCCUAUUCCGCGAUGACGCCCACCAGCUGGCGCGUCUUCCGUCAGCAGCUUGGCAUCACCAUCGAGUUGGUCGCCCCCGCGAUGACAGUGCCGCCGCUCGCUUCAGGUUCUGUUUUUCCUUCCUCUGCUGCUGCUGCUGCGGCCCUGCCCGCGGCGGACACGCUGUCGGCCAUUCGGUGUUGGGAGGAGGCGCAGUUACCUCUAACGCUCGGCCGCUGCGUGGCGACCUCCUACGCCCUCCCCACGGCGGUGCAGGCGCAGUGUGUGCCGCUGGCCCUUCUCACGUCUCCCGCCUCGUUGUCCGUGUCCGCCCCACUCACUACGACGAUCACCACCACGGCGAGCUCUCUGGGCAUGGAUGUAUUGGCCGUCGCGGAGACCGGCAGUGGCAAGACGGCGGCGUACUUGGUGCCCUUGCUGGCGCAUGUGCUGUGUCGCGCACCGAAGCUGCUCGGGCAUCCAGAUCGGAUCUCUCUUGGGCCGUUAAGCCUCGUGAUGGUGCCGACCCGUGAGUUGGCGGAGCAGGUGACGGCAUCGCUGCUGCAACUGUGUGGGCAGGCAGGACCUUCAGCAGCGCCGUCCUCGUCCCCCGGUGUGCGCCGGUCAGACCUCGUUGCCUGGGAGGCGGAAGAAAACGAUCUACCUUCGGGCAGCGCAGUCAGCGCACCCGAGCGCAACUGUUUGAGUGAGUUCCGCGUAGUGAAGGUGGUUGGCGGCGAAAGCCGCGACGCGCAGUACGACGCACUCGCGCAGGGUGCCCACUGCGUCGUCGGCACCGUCGGUCAGCUGCAGACGCUGCUCGAGGACCGCCUGCUGUCCCUUGGCAACACCCAAUUCGUCGUGGUCGAUGAAGCGGAUCGCAUGAUCGAUGAGCAGCAGGAGGAGAAGCUCGUUGCCGUCCUCGAGCGGUGCCCGACGCCGCGGCAGACCCUAAUGUUCACGGCAACGCUGAGCACACCUUGUGCGGGCGUGGCGAAGCGCUAUCUGUCGAGGUCGGGCUACUAUCUGGUGCGCACACCGUACCGGUGUGCGUCGAUACGGCAGUCGUUUGAACUGAUAUCAGAGACCACCACCGCCGCCGCCAGCGCCACUGAUGACGGAUCGGCUCGUCGCGCCGCGCGGUCUCUGCAGCCACCGCGACAGCAGCGGAGGCUGGACAACACGGAGAGGCCGCCCGCCGACGAUCGUGCCCGGCAGCCGUCAGAGAAUCCUCGACAGCAACGCAGCCUACACCCACUCCUGCAGCCGCAGAAGUUUGCACGACUCGUCGCCUGGCUUGUUUACGGUGCCGGCCCCAUCAUCGUCUUCGCCAACGCCAAGGCGACGUGCGAUACCCUUUUCGAUGAACUGCGGACGGAGGCGGAGUACUUGGACGCCCAGCAGGAGUACUUCACCCUAACGGACCUCGUUGGCCCGCCCCCCGAUGGGCUCGUCUUUCGCGAAGAUAGCGAAGCUCCUUCGACCUCCUCACGCGCAGCAACGGCAGCAGCAGCAGCAUCGCCGUCGCCGCGAGAUCCGUCGCUCGUGAACUUGCGCUCCGUCGCCGUCGUCCACUCGGAGCUGUCGCAGAGCGAGCGGCGCGGCCUCGUCGCGCAGUUCCAGCGCCGGCAGCGGUCCGUCCUCAUCACCACCGACCUGCUCGCCCGUGGGCUGGACGUGGCGGGCGUGACGCUGGUGGUGAACUACGAUGUGCCGUGGAGCGCCACCGGCGUGCCAGCGGAGUCGGUGAUGCAGUACGUGCACCGAAUCGGUCGCACCGGCCGCGCCGGCUCGACGGGCGUCGCUGUCACCUUUGUGGUUCUGCCCGCCGCGAUGGUGCAGCGAGCCGAGGAGGUGGUGAGGGAGGAUACCACCACGGUGGCGGGAGCGAAAAGCGGCGGCGAUGGAGUCAACGAGCGAGGCAGCUGGAACCGCGUCGCUGCGCGUGCGAACACAAACCGGCUGACCUUGGCCACAGCAGCAGACGAUGACGACGACGAUCCGGCGAGUUUAAUGGGCGAGCUCUUUGAUGGGGACACCCGCAAUGUGUGGGUGGCCGGUGCGUCUGCUGCGGUGGCGGGGGCGAGGGGCGGCCGUCACCGGCACAACGAUGCGUCAGAGAACGAAGACGACGCAGGGGUUGACACGAGCGAUAACGAAGAAGACGGCAGCGCUAAUAGAGGAGACGCGCGCUCGACGAACAAACGGGCGAGAUCAACAGUCGGCUUUGCGAGUGAUGUGGCUGUCCUGCGCCCCCUCUGGUCGUUUCUGAUGGAGUGCGCGGAGGGGGAAGGCUGCAAAGACGGAGCAGCGGCCUUGCGUCGUGGCACGUACGCAAAGAUCAGCGUGCCGCCUGCGCUGGCGUGCAUCAUGGCGCAGUUGUCUGCCACCUCACAGUUCGGCCGCAUCACGCUGUAG